Rhineura floridana is the source of this 11039-nucleotide messenger RNA. It is a transcript of the gene NFASC, whose product is annotated as neurofascin. The transcript has 32 exons. Gene Ontology annotation, molecular function: cell-cell adhesion mediator activity. The record is from RefSeq and is a predicted model, not a curated record. Lineage: Eukaryota; Metazoa; Chordata; Lepidosauria; Squamata; Rhineuridae. Gene Ontology annotation, biological process: brain development; cell-cell adhesion. Bases 533 to 4561 code for a protein of 1342 amino acids.
GUCUUCGCGUGGCGCUCCGGCUGCCUUCCACGGCUGUUAGAAGGUGGAAGCGGCGGCAGACAACGAGGCGGCGGCGCGCUCCCGGGCCCUGUCGUUCGGCCGUGCGCGCGAUCGCUCGGCCGCGCGCGCGGCGGUCUGUGCCCUAAUGCGGGAGUCUGAGAGAGAAGGCGCUGCAGAAAGAUGGGAGCUGCGCGGGGAGGAGACGGAGGCGGCGGGGGCAGAGGCAGAGAGGUCUUGUAGCCUGGCGGCUGGCGCGGAUCAGAAGUAAGAGUCGUCGGGGGAGCCGGACAGGAUGCGACAGCUGUGAGCCUGGCGUUGGCGGGCGGAAAGGAGGAGGGGGCUCACCCGGAGUGCGACGGCUGCUGGCCAGACUGUUCAGUAUUAAUCCAGGACUGAGACAAGAGUAUUUACAUAAACACCCGGAACCACAGUAUUAAGUAAAUCAUAGUAUCCUGCUGUACUGCGUUAGUAAGACACCACUUUGCCUUGUUGGAAGAAACUGGGGACAUAGGAUCUUAGCCAAAUAUUCAAAAUGGUAAUGCAAAGUUAUCUCCUAACCUAUAUGGGAGUGGUGCUUGCUUUAUACUUUCAUCACCUCACCAGAGCCAUUGAAGUCCCUCGGGAUCCAAGUAUUCAAGAUACAUUGCCUCAACCCCCCACUAUUACAAAGCAGUCCGUGAAGGAUUAUAUUGUAGAUCCGAGGGACAACAUCUACAUUGAAUGUGAAGCAAAAGGGAACCCCACUCCCACAUUUUUAUGGACACGAAAUGGAAAGUUCUUCAAUGUUGCAAAGGACCCAAGAGUAAGCAUGAGACAUUGGUCAUCUGGUACACUGGAUGUUGAUUUCCGCAGUGGCGGCAGGCCAGACGACUAUGAAGGAGAAUAUCAGUGUUUUGCUCGGAAUGACUUGGGGACAGCCGUCUCCAACAAAAUCUUUCUACAUGUUUCAAAGUCUCCUUUGUGGCCAAAAGAAAACUUGGACAUUCAAGAGGUUCAUGAAGGUGCUCCGCUUAUCUUGGCAUGCAAUCCCCCUCCUGGACUGCCACCUCCUGCUAUCUUCUGGAUGAGCAGCUCCAUGGAGUCAAUCCAUCAAGACAAGCGUGUUUCCCAAGGACAGAAUGGUGACUUAUAUUUCUCCAAUGUCCUGCAGGAUGAUGCCCUGACUGACUACAGCUGUAAUGCUCGCUUUGCCUUUACCCACACCAUCCAGCAGAAAAAUCCUUAUACCCUCAAAGUCCUGACCACCCGAGGUAUCACAGAAAGGCACCCCAGCUUCAUGUACCCCCUUGGGACUUCAAGCAGUCAGAUGGUGCUGAGAGGGGAGAAUCUCUUGCUGGAAUGCAUUGCCUCGGGAGUCCCAACACCAGACAUCAUGUGGCACAAGAGAGGAGGUGAACUCCCAUCAGACAGGACCAAGCUGGAGAACUUUAACAAGGCUCUUCAUAUUGCCAAUGUUUCUGAGGAAGAUUCUGGGGAAUACUUCUGCUUAGCUUCCAACAAAGUGGGCAGCAGCCGCCACACAAUCUCGGUGAGAGUGAAGGCUGCUCCUUACUGGUUGGAUGAACCAGAGAAUCUCAUUUUGGCUCCUGGUGAGGAUGGGAGACUAGUUUGCAGAGCGAAUGGUAAUCCCAAGCCUUCAAUACAGUGGCUCGUGAAUGGAGAACCUAUAGAAGGUUCUGCUCCCAACCCAAGCCGCGAAGUAACUGGAGAUACUGUUAUGUUUCGAGACAUCCAAAGUGGCAGCAGUGCAGUAUACCAAUGCAAUGCUUCUAAUGAACACGGGUACCUGUUAGCUAACGCCUUUGUCAGUGUACUGGAUGUUAUUCCUCGGAUCCUUGCCCCUCGUAACCAACUGAUUAAAGUGAUUCUAAACAACCGGACUCGUCUUGACUGCCCAUUCUUUGGAUCCCCUAUCCCCACAUUACGAUGGUUUAAGAAUGGCCAGGGGAGCACACUGAUGGCUGGCAACUAUAUAGUGCAUGAGAAUGGGACUUUGGAAAUUAUCAUGGCCCGGAAAGAAGACCAAGGCACUUAUACCUGUGUGGCCACCAAUCUUCUUGGCAAAGCACAGAACCAGGUUCGUUUGGAAAUAAAAGAUCAAACUAGGAUCAUAGAUGGGCCAAAAGACGCUGUGUUAAAGAAGGGUUCCACAGUUCAUUUAGUGUGCCGGAUUAGACAUGACCCCACGCUGAGACUCACAGUAACCUGGCUCAAGGAUGAUUCUCCUCUGUACUUAGGAAGCAGAAUAAGGAAAGAAGAAGAUGACCUAAUGAUACAUGGAGUGGCUGAAAAAGAUCAAGGAUAUUAUACCUGUGUGGCCAGCACUGAACUAGAUAGAGAUGCUGCCAGAGCCCAUCUCACUGUUUUGGCUCCUUCUUCUGCUAACCGUAUGACCCUACCCAAAGAACGUCCCGAACGUCCUCGUGAUCUUGAGCUAACCGACCUUGCUGAAAGGAGUGUGCGGUUAACAUGGAUUCCUGGUGAUGAUAACAACAGCCCUAUCACAGAUUACAUUGUAGAAUUUGAAGAGGAUAGAUUCCAACCUGGAUCAUGGCACAACCAUUCCCGUUAUCCAGGGAGUGUGAACUCUGCCAUCCUGCGCCUUGCACCCUAUGUCAACUAUCAGUUCCGAGUGAUAGCUGUGAAUGAAGUAGGAAGCAGUUAUCCCAGCUUGCCUUCUGAACGAUACCAUACGAACGGGGCACGUCCAGAAAUGAACCCCAGAGGAGUUAAAGGGACAGGAUCAGCAAGAAAUAAUAUGGUUAUAUCAUGGACGCCACUAAAUGCAACCCAGGUUUACGGCCCCAACCUCAGAUACAUUGUGAAAUGGAGAAGAAAAGACACCCGGGAGAGCUGGAGCAACAGGACAGUAAAGGGUGACGUCAGCCAGUUCACUGUCACGCAGACGCCCAUCUAUACACCCUACGAGAUCAAAGUGCAGGCCCAAAAUGAUUACGGGGUUGCUAUGGAACCUGACACAGUCAUUGGCUACUCAGGAGAAGAUUAUCCUAAAUCUGCUCCCAGUGAUCUUAGACUCAAAGUUGUAAACAGCACAGCAGUCAGCCUGCAAUGGAAUAGAGUGUACCCGGAAACCGUCCAGGGACAGCUUAAGGAAUACAGAGCUUACUUCUGGAGAGAAAGUAGUUUGCUGAAGAAUCUAUGGGUCUCCAAGAAAAAGCAGUCUAUGGGUUUUCCUGGAGACCGGACACGGGGCAUUGUGUCCCAGCUGUUUCCUUAUAGCAACUACAAACUGGAGAUGGUUGUGGUCAACGGGAGAGGAGAUGGGCCUCGAAGUGAAAUUCUGGAGUUCACAACACCUGAAGGAGUACCCAGUGCCCCAAGGUAUUUCAGAAUCCGCCAGCCAAACCAGAACACCAUCACUUUGGAAUGGGAGCACCCUGAACAUCCCAAUGGCAUUCUUAUUGGAUACACCCUUAGAUACCAAGCCUUUAACGGAUCCAAAAGUGGCAGAACAAUGGUAGAGAACUUCUCUCCUAACCAGACAAAGUUUUUACUCCAGAGGAUGGACCCCAUAUCGCGCUAUAGAUUCAACCUGCGUGGCAGGACCCAGAUUGGGGAAGGUGAGCCUUCCACGGGGGAGUCGUCAGUCCCAUUGAAUGAAGUUCUUCCAACCUCAGUUGUAAUUUCUCCAACAACAAUCAGCCCAACUACAGCCAAUGCGAUUGUGGCCACCAUCUCCACUGAAGCUGCUACAACCACAACUACCACAGAAGCUACCACCACAACUACCACAGAAGCUACUACUACCACAGGAGCUCCAACCACUGCAGAAGCAACCACCAUUACAGAAGCUCCAACCAGUACAGAAGCAGCCACCACCACCACAAUUGUUGCUAGCUCAAUAGCUGGUGGUGCAAAGCAGCCUAUCUGGGAUGUAAAAGCUUCACCAAACAGUAACUGGGCAAACAUCACUUGGAACCACACGUUUGAUCCUGAAACUGAGUUUGUGGUUGAGUAUAUCAACAGUAACAAAACAGUGAAAUCUGCCCCUGCUAAAGGCUUCCUGGAGCUGGUUGACCUGACUCCUGGGGAGAAGUACAUAGUGCGGGUUUUUCUCAAAGGGAAUGAUACUAUCAGCUCGAACGUAACCUUUCAGACAAGUCCAGCAUAUACUAAGAACCAUGGGGACAUUGCAACUCAGGGCUGGUUUAUAGGACUGAUGUGUGCCAUCGCGCUCCUGGUCUUGAUUUUGCUGAUAGUUUGCUUCAUUAAGAGAAGCAGAGGAGGGAAAUACCCAGUGCGAGAAAAUAAAGAUGUGCCCCUGGACCCUGAUGAUCAGAAGGUAGAUAAUGGGUCAUUUGAUUACAGUGAUGAAGAUAACAAGCCACUGCAGGGCAGUCAGACCUCAUUAGAUGGCACGAUAAAGCAACAAGAAAGUGACGACAGCUUGGUGGACUAUGGUGAAGGAGGUGAAGGGCAGUUCAAUGAGGACGGCUCCUUUAUUGGCCAAUAUACAGUCAAGAAGGACAAAGAGGAGACAGAAGGCAAUGAAAGUUCAGAAGCCACAUCUCCAGUUAAUGCUAUCUAUUCCCUGGCAUAACGUAAUACACUGAAACAACAGCAGCAGCAAAAAAGAUACAUAGUCCAUAUGGGUCAGCAAAGUCACCAUCAACAGAAAGCAACUAGAGUAGGACAUCUAAGAGCAAACACAAACCUGACCAGGUGGUCACCAGCGCCAUCAUCUCUUUCGCAAACAAAGCAAAUUGCAUAGAUGCACUGGCUGCCGAAGUGAUCAUGCUGCACCUGAAAUCUGAGCUGACCCACAAGAGACCAGUAGAAGAGCAGGAUGCACAGAUUCUACACCCCAGGCUUCAGAACUUGAACUGAAAUAAACACCCCUCUAUACCCCCUAUGUCUUAAUUUGUGAGAUAAUGCAGCUCCUUUCAUUAAUAAUAUACACGGCUGAGAUUUUUUUGGUUGUUGUGUUUUUUAAAGGAUUCAAAGUUAUCCUCAAAAAAAGAAAUGCCCAAACAUGGGGAAAAUCUGGAGUGAGGGGUGAAGAUGAGAAUAUAAAGGAACUUCCCCACUAAAAGCAGCAUGAAACCACACUGUGGAAUCAGCUACUGGUAAAAAUGAAACAGGCUGCUUUAUAAACAGGAACCUUAAUAGCAAUUUGUUUCAUUGCUGGCAGGCCCUAGCUUGCACUCUUAACUUAGCAAGGUGUAGGGUGCUCCUUCCUAUGAAGAUGAAAUGGUACUAUAUUAGGCUUCAGUGUGGAAGGUAUAUGCAGGGGGAUACUUGUUACAUUGACCAAAAUUGUCUGAGAUCUCAAUCAGUGCUAUACUCCAAGUAUUGGUUCUGAUGCAGGUGAUGAUGCAAGGUUUCACUCUGCCCUUACUAUUUAGCAUCUUUCUUCAAAGAAGGUGUUUAAUGGAAACAGAUGCAUCUUUCUGCUAAUCCAGGGUAGGUAAACAGAACUGGGUUGCUGUUUUCCUAGAUAAUACAUUGGGGGACAGUGCUUGUCCAUUCUUGCUAAAAGCAGUAGUUCCUCCCUAUGCAUGCACAUGGUGUUAAUGGCUACCCCAUAACAUGUAACAGGAGGGAAGAAGGAUGACUAGGGAAAAGCAGCCAGUCUAUGCUUUCCUACUGCUAAUUUUUAAAAAUAAAAAUAAAAGGAUGGUACCUACUAAGAAUAAACUAACCUGGCAUUGAACCUGCCAGCCACUUCUGUGAAAAGUUCAGGGAUUCUCACUCCCUAAGUGUUUGAUGCAAAAGUACAGAGGCACUCAGAAUGGCCCGAACUGAUCCAUCUUUCCACUGUUCAUAUCAUUUGCAUAUCAGUCAGGGCUGCAUUUUCUGGCUUUUAAGGUAAAAGCCACCCUUUGACACGCAGGCGCCUCAGUAAACCUAUAAGAGGCCUUUCCAGUACUAAAGAAGAAGCAGCAUGGAGCUCACACUAUCUUGUUAGUUACACAUCAAAGACACUCAAAUCAAGCUAACUUGCUAACACGCAGUAAACCUGUUUUCCUCAGAUACAGAUUCUGUUGUGACACUGUUCUUCCAUAUAUGCCUUAAACAGCUUCAUGCUUUCCCUGAAGCUUAAUAAACUAUGAAUAUUUACCCGUAGAUUAAGCCCCUGUUGUGAUGGUCUGUAAUCUGCCCAUGCAGUACAGAAAGAAGGCUUCUGCAGCUUGGUCAGAUGAGAACGCAUGGACCAUUGUAGAAGGUAGAGUUUUCUUAUAAUAUACAGUAUUUAAUGCAACAUGGUAUGUAUUCUCUUCACUCCCUGCACUUUUGAAGCCAAAGGUAUUUAAAGAGAGACAGAUUUGUCUCCUACAGAUAGUUUCACAGCUGUAAAAUAAUGUUUAGGAGAAACUUCAAAAGAUCUGUUUCAGCAUCAUGCUACAAUGGAAACAGGAAUUACACUGCUGAACUUUCAAACUGGCUCGUUUUCAUGGUAGCUUUGCUUACAGAGAUGUUUCUGAUGAACAGGCAUAUAGAGCAGACAAGAGAUUUAACAUAUUUGGUAAGAGGCUGCAAUAUGUUGAGGCUCAAUAAGAACUCAGCUAAAUUAAAUCUCUAAUGUAGCCACUUUGCAUUGCAGAAGAAAACUGCCACCAGUCAAGGGAAGCUUUUGCAGUGAAUUAAGCCAGGCAAAGAAGGGGUGGAGUGGGGUUAAUGUUCUAAACAUUGAAUUGGAGACCACUAGUAGAACCAAAACAGGCUAUAAUCCGUUAAUGGUGUGGUAAACGUAUCUCCUGGCCCUAUGAUUUUGGAUGCCCUCCAUGAUGGAUUUUUUGUCUUUCACUUUCUAGAACUAAAGGAAGCCCCUAGAUCUAAGGGAUGGUGAACCUGUAGUCCUCCAGAUGCUGCUGGAUUACAACUCAUAUCAUCCUUAUCCAUUGGCCAUGCUAGCUGGGACUGACGGAAGUUGGAAUCCAACUGCUGGAUGGCCACAGGUUCCUCAUCCCUAGUCUACACUGACUGGCAGCAGCUCUCCAGAGUUUCAGGCAGGAGUCUUUCCAAACCCUCCCUAGAAAUGGCAGGAGCUGAACCUAGGACCUUUUGCAAGAGAAACAUGUGCUGUGCCACUGAGCACAUACUGCAACACACUGGACCAAAAUUCAACACAUCCUGUAUGCAUUUGGAUGUUAAUUUCCAGUCUAGUGGCACCUCCCACUCUCUGCAAAUAUAUUUUCCUGUCCAGCCCACAACAGGGGUGAAUGAAAGCUAGGAAAAGAAUCUACAAAGCUUCAGCAUGGUGUAUACUGCCCCUAGACAUAAGAUAGCAUUUCCAUCUAGACAACUGGCUGACUUUGGCCUCUCAGUGAGUGACAAAACCAGGCACGUGGGGCUGGUUUUAUAUGGGAUGUUUUAAAAAGAACCAAAUUUAGUCUCUCAUACUUACCUAGCAAUGUGUACAAUCUUAUUCUGUGCAGCAGACCUGUUGUGUAUGCUUGUAUUUUUUACUCCCAAGCCUCCCUCAUACCAUCUGUUUGAAAAAUAUUGUUGCUAAGGGGGUGGGGUGAUUUUUAGUGGAUCUAGAGAUCCAUUGCAGGAGUUUGAUGAAAGCUAAGAAAAGAAUUUUAACAAAAAUACUAAAUGGCUCUCUGUUCUUUUAGAAGACAAUUAUUCAACCAGAUCUGACAUGCAAUGCUAUUUGCAAAGCCUUCUGUAGCAUCAGGUUGUCUGCUUUGUAACUACAGCAAGAAAAAAUGUCUAACUUGCAAUGGGCAAAAUAUGUUAGCAUUUGCCAUUAUAGUCAGUAUAGUGACCCCAGGAAUGGAUUUCUGCUUUAAGAGAUGGGAGUUUUCAGAAGCUUACAUAUCUUAUUAUUGAAGUUCUAUUUAAACUUAACUGAAAUAAAACCCAAGACCACUUGGUGAGUUUUUUUUUAUCAGACAUGAACAACCUAGAGAAGGUAUUCCUUUCUGUAAAAAAUAAAAUAUUGUUUGGAUUCUCUUAUAAGGAAUAAAUCAACUAAAUGGGUUACUUCCCCGAAAAGUCAUUUAAUUGCCAGUAACUCAUUCCUUGUUGUACUCUCUAUGGGGCCCCUUAUGUUAAUGCUGGUAUGGUUUUCCCAGUAUAGAACAAAUUGCUCACCCCUGCCCGGGAGACGUUUAGGGGAAUGUAUUAAUAUGUAGCUUGUCUAAACCCAUCUUAAGGAAACCCUGGACUUUUCUUGUACUCAGCCUAGCCCAAAUGCAGUGAAUAGUACACUACCCCCCUCUCUGGUAAUGGAUGGGAAAGAACACCUCAGCUGCAAGGGAAAGAUGUGUGCUCGCUCCUUUUUCUUAACUUUGGAAUCUUUGAGCUCUAACACAAGAGCACAAAGCCUUCAAAGAAGAAAAUAAAAAAGCACGUUGCUGCAGAGGGAGCAGGGGGGGGCAUUAUGGCUCUUCUCACUAAUUGUGCUCUAAGCAUCCAGUAGACACUCGUAACUCCUGCACAACCCACAUUCCACACAACAUUAACACAAAUUACAUGCUACCCAGAAGAUUGCAUUUCCAGUAAUUCAAUGCUACUGUUUGAAUGCUGAGUAUAUGCAGUGUUCCUGUACACAAAGUACUACCUUGAAGACAACAUCUGGGAGCCUCACAACAAAUAAGCAAUGACUGCAUUUAUUGUGCAAAACAAAAACAGAUCCUCUGGAAAGGCUCUUACGAAUAUUGAGGGAAACCAAACAAUGGAUAAAGUGUGGCAUGAAUUUACAGUUUCUUUAACACUCAGGAGAGCAGGCAACCAUAAGUAAACUUCAAUGUAUCUAUUUUAUUGAAAAGGUUUAUAUCCCUGUCUCAGGCACAAUGUUUGAGGUAGCUUCCAUCAACAGAAAUAUGUUACAAUAAAAUAUCAAGAUACAAAACUCUUGUUAAAAGCACUACUGUGAACCAGGCACAAUCCAAAUUGUCAUAGAUACUGCUUUCAGCUAAGUAUUCAGAGACCCACUGGCAUGCGCAUGAACACACCUGAUGUCAUCUGAUAUCGGAAGCUGUGUUGGACCUGGUUAGUACUUGGAUGGAAGAAAAGAUCUGAGGGGGAUGAGGCUGGCUUUGUUAGGUUGGGGGCAAGAGAGAAAGUUUCAGAUACCUUCGGAUGUUCAGUGACUUUUGUGCCAGUUUGGUAGUUCACUGCAUCAGAAGACCUAAUUGUGUGGACUAAAGAAAGAACUCCAAAAAUGAGAUCCAUUUAAUUUGAAUCCUGCUCUUCCACCAAGCAGUCUCUAACUCCUAAUACUACAACAAAUCCAGCUCUGCAACAUAAUAUUCAUGGUUCUGGCAGAGAAGCAUUUUCCAAUGAAUUCCCUCAACAGUACUCUUAGUGAUUAACAAUAUGAAUAAAUCCUCACUCAUUAGCUCUGCUUUGACUUAAGAAUUGUGUGCAGAGUAAGCAACACAGUCAGAGAACUGGGCAGCCACUAAUGAAACAUAGCUUAAUCCUCUUAAUGAUGAAGACUCCUGAGAUGCAAGGAUGGGGAACCUGUGGCUCGCCAGAUGCUGGACCACAAGAACUGCCAUCAUCCCUGACUAUUGGCCAUGCUGGCUGGGGCUAAUGGGAGUUGGGAGUCCAACAUCUGGAAGGUCACAGAUUCCCAUCCCUGUAUUGCAUAGGGAUAGCAAAAGAGCAUUCCAAGCACUGUUACACUAUCAAUUUAUCAGAUAAAGACCUGACCCAUAUAUCUGAUAUGCAAAUUCCUCAUGUUCUAAGGAAAUUGCAGACAGUUUCAGAUGUUGUUGCCUGGCUUCGCUUUAAGUUGAGCCAGCAAGUACAAAGAGGAGGCAAUCUCCAUGGCUCAAACUAACAGGAACAAAACUAUUUGUUUUGUGUAUGUGCCAGUUUGGAAAGGACGUUAAUGCCUUCAUCUUCUGUGGAAUAUUAAGGAUAGGGAAGACACAGAUGCUGCCUUAUGUGCUAUAGUGGUGCUAUGAUUAUUGGUUAGUUUUCUUUGCAGGGGGUUGAUAGGGCAAUAGAGAUGAUUUGAUCCCACAAAAGCAGCUUACACGAUGAUGAAACAAAUAACAAAGGGAAAAUGACCUAGAACAAUCCUGACAUUGUUUUUUCUUCCACUCAAUUUCCACUCUGUAGAAGUGACCCACAGGUCAACUAGCAUAGCAGAGUCCUGACCCCAGCAAUCAAUCUGCCUGUAAUGACCUGGAUUCAUGUGUCUAAACAAGAUCCAGCCCUGUUACCUGUCAGAAAUAUCCUAGGAGAGUGCCAGUGAUUGAUUUCCAUUAGAGCUCAGCUUCUUGUUUACGUGUUUUACCCGACUCAUAAUGACCUAUUGUGGCCUUUUCCCCAUCCCAGCUAGCAGCUGCAGGAAAAAAAACCUUGCAUUCACUUCCUGAAAUGCAAAGAAUGUAUAAGAUGGGUCCAAGCAGAAUAGUGACUUUGACCUGUAAAGGAAGCAUGCUUUGCACCAGGCUUAAAUCUAUACUAGCAUCAAAAGUCUUCAGCUAAGCAAUAAUGAUGAUGGUGAUAGUAAUAAAAAGUUAAAUCCAUUUUCUUUUACGCAAUGCAGCUCAUCUUAAUGAGAAGACCCAGCAAGGCUUUUCUGUUAGUAAGAAAUCCUGAAUGUCGUAUGGCUCUCCAUUUAACUCAAGUGUCUCUCUCUUGUUCUGUCCCUUUCAAGUAAGUUCCAUUCUUUGAUUGUGAUGCCAGAAGGCAGUCUUGGACCCCAUGUUGAACCUAUGAAAACAGAGAGACCUCCCUUUGUACUGUGGAGGUUCCAGACACCACCAAGAAAUUAUUGGACUGCUUUCUGUUUGGUUUGUUUUUAAUUUGUAAAUAUCCACAUACACAUAUACACACACCCAGUUCCUUAAAAUCUUCCCCAUUGCUCUGAUACAUUCUGUGUAUUUAUUUGCCUUCUUUUUAAAAAACAAAAAUAGGAAUUUUUCUGUUAAUCUGUUUUCCAAAAAUAAAUGCAUAUCUGAGACUGUAAAGAAUGAUUUGCAGUGAGUAGAUUUACAGACGAUGGAGACAUGUUUAACAUAUGGACUGCAUGAGCGAUUUGAAAAAGGCCAAAAUAUUCAGAAAUGUUUUUGAAUCACUGUAAAAAAGUCCUGAUUUUCUUUUUGUAU